Messenger RNA from Miscanthus lutarioriparius, 909 nucleotides. The record is from the annotation of a GenBank genome assembly. Lineage: Eukaryota; Viridiplantae; Streptophyta; Magnoliopsida; Poales; Poaceae.
AUGGCCGUCCUCCGCGCCUGGCCGCCCUUUCUCCCGCAGCCACUCUCGCGCCCCUCUCACUCUCAGUCCAAGCGGCGCCCCACCUGCCGCGGAGUCGCAGCCACAGUCACACCCGGUCCUGCUCCUUCCACCAGGUCCAGGACCGGCGGCGUCCAUGUCCAUGGAGGCCGCGCCAAGAAGGGGCUUCUUGGGGCAAGGGGAAGGCCGCGGGAGGAGCGGGUGCCCUGCCUACCCGCGACGGAGGCGGGGGUUGGUGCGGCAGGCGUCGCGAGGGAGGAAGACGAGGACGACGAGUAUCUGGCGCGGGAGGCCGGGUGGGGCGUGCGGCGGAUGGGGCGGGUCGGCGAGGAGAUGCGGCGGGUGGCGCAGGUCCAGGCCCAGGCCUUCCACGUCCCCGUCGCGCUCUUCAACGACUUCUUCUUCAAUUUCUUCAAAGCCGAGGUGCUGUCGGCGCUCAUCUACAGAGUGAGGAACUCGCCGCCUGACAGAUAUGCUUGUUUGGUGGCUGAAGAAGCUGAGGCAGCCGACCAGCUGUCAAAGGCACCAUAUGAGAGGAUUGUCGGGGUUGUGGAUUGCACGGUGCAGGAUGAAGACGACAUCCUUAAGCAACUCCAAGGCGUAGAUGAGUACCUCUAUGUGUCAGGAAUUGCAGUCUUGCCAUCAUUCAGGAGGAGGAAGGUAGGGACUGCGUUGCUGAAGGCCUGCGAGGCACUGGGGGUCAAAUGGAGGCACAGAUUUAUGGUUCUGAGGGCAUAUGAAGAUGACGAUGGUGCUCGAGGACUCUAUGCCAAAGCAGGGUACAGGGUCGUGUCAAGGGAUCCGGACUGGGUCACCUGGGUUGGGAGGAGAAGGCGUGUUGUGAUGAUAAAAGACUUGCCGGUUCACGAUAAUCAGAUUGAACAACAAUGA